AUGGCAGGUAAAGAUCGGCAACAUAGCAACAACGACAAUUUGAUGCUUGUGGUGCGGCACGUACGCCACGGAACCUUCCUCGAUUGUUCAGUAAUCUCACUCCAAAACAACUCCUUCAAAGUGCUGGGACAAGAUGAUGACGAUGAUAUCGGUAUUCUUCGAAACUUGUCUCGACUCAAAGCCGAUAACUACGAUGCUUUGAUCGGUAACACCUGUUAUCGUGUUCAUGCGACUUGCAACUCAUGGAUGCUGAUGACAUAUUGGCAUCUGGGAUUUUCAUAUGACUUUCUGUUGAACCCCACAACCGGCGAGUGGAAAUGUCUUCCGUAUUUUGCUUUGGCUUGCCCAACUUUGUCGGACCAUUGGGCUUACGGGCUGGGGUUCGAUCCUGCAGGGGACACCUAUAAGGUGUUGAGAUGUCGCUCGACCGACACACAUGAACCCUGUGAAAAGCUCUACGUUGAGCUGUUGUCCUCGUCUGCAUCUGCAGGUGAUUCAUGGUCGUGGAAGCAAAUUUCGUGUCCUCAUGACCCCUUUAUUGCACCCGAUCAACGACCUUCUCUUUUCAUUAAUGGCUUUUAUUAUUGGCCAACUACGAGAGGCAUUCUUUCGUUCGACUUUACUGAGGAGAGGUUUGGCACUGCUCUAAUCCCCAUGCCCAAGAGCGAUGGCAGGUAUUGUGUUGUUGAGUAUCAUGAGUCACUUGCUGCUGUCGUUUUCGAGUAUCCUCGAUGGCUGACCGAUAAGCUCCUCAAAAGAGAUGUAACAAUUGGUGCUGCUGCUGAAAAGAAGCCUUUCAUUUUCGAGAUUUGGGAGUGGAAAGAAGCUUCCAUGUGGUCUAGCGUGUUCACAGGGGAAAUCCCGGCUUCAGAUGCUUCUGUUGAAGGAGUAUUGGGACUCUGCAAGAACCGUAAACUGCUUCUUAUGAGCUCCUGCGGUGAUCUACUGGUUUAUGACAUUGAGGAGCGCCGACUGGAGAAUAAUCUCGGUAUCCGUGACGAGGGUAUGGCCCCAGAAGUCUUUUCUUUUGUUCCCAAUGCCAAAUCCAGCUUCAAAUCCUCCUCAAGGAAUUCCUCUGCUACUAGUAUUCGGGCGCUUACUCGCUGUUUGAAACCUAGCGACAGUCUUAUGCUUUUGGUGCAACGCGUACUCGACUCGACCCGCGAUUACUUUGUAAUCUCAACGGAAAACAACUCGUUCAAAGUGCUGCAUCAAGGUCAUGGUGAUGAUAAUGGUCUUCUUCCCAACUUGUCUCGACUCAGAGCUGAAAACUACAAUCUGUUCUGUAUGAAUGCCAAAUAUCACGUCCUAGCGAGUUGCGACACAUGGAUGCUGUGGAAUAAUACAGAAAAUCCCGCAGAUCUGAAGCCCCUCCUGUGGGACCCUAGGACCGACGUGCUUGUAACCCUUCCUUUUUUUGAUGUGGAGCCGCGCAUGCCUGGCUUAAUUUCUGCGUACAUGUGGGGUUACGGUAUCGGCUUUGAUCCUUAUGCACCAGAGAACUAUAAGGUGGUGAGAUGUCGCUCGUUCAAGUAUUUUCGUUCCAACGACGAAGCCCACGCUGAGGUUUUUUCGCAUGAAACUUGGAAGAAAAUUCCGUAUCCUCACGAUCCUCUGUGGCAAGUCUAUCAGUCCCCGUCACUUUUCGUUGACGGCUUUUAUUAUUGGAUAGCACAUCAUUACACCCAAGGAAAUCAUGCUAUUAUCUCGUUCGACUUUGCUAAGGAGGAGUUUCCCCUUGCUCUCAUCCCUAUGCCCUGUAGCAAAAUUCUCAGGGACAUCAAGCUCGGUUGUGUGUGUCUUGCCGAGUUUUGUGGGUCGCUUGCUGCUAUUGUUUAUGAUUUUCAUGGACAGGCGAAGAAAAGUAUGAAGAAUAUUUAUUGUUAUCCAGGACAGGAGAUGAAGAAGAAGGAGAACAAUGUGCCUUUUACAUUCGAGAUUUGGGUAUGGAAGCACGGCGUGUGGUCCCACGUAUCCACUUACAAAGUCCCUCUUACUCUUACUCGUGUUGUUUAUAGGGGGGUCAUCGGCCUCUACAAGAAUGUUAAAGUGUUUCUUUGGGACUCUGAGGGUUACCUAUGGCUUUACGAUGUUGAGACGCGCGAUCUGGAGAACCUCGGCAUCCGUGACGAUUGUUCGUCUCUGACGAUCUUCCCUUAUGUUUGA
Messenger RNA from Striga asiatica, 2166 nucleotides. NCBI's taxonomy places the organism in Eukaryota, Viridiplantae, Streptophyta, Magnoliopsida, Lamiales, Orobanchaceae. The record is from the annotation of a GenBank genome assembly.